Messenger RNA from Drosophila bipectinata, 526 nucleotides. Its product is annotated as putative OPA3-like protein CG13603. The record is from RefSeq and is a predicted model, not a curated record. NCBI's taxonomy places the organism in Eukaryota, Metazoa, Arthropoda, Insecta, Diptera, Drosophilidae. Gene Ontology annotation, biological process: regulation of lipid metabolic process. Gene Ontology annotation, cellular component: mitochondrion.
UUUAAAAAUUUCUAGUUAUAGUAAGCGAGCUUUGGUUAAUUUUGAUAUCAGAAUUUUAGGGGUAAAAAAAUGGUUGUUGGGGCAUUUCCAAUAGCGAAGCUUGGCAUGUUGGGAAUGAAACACAUUAGCAAGCCCAUCAGUAAUCUAAUCAAGCAGACGGCGAAAAAAAAUGAAAACUUUAAAAGGUUCGUCGUUUCACCUCCUGCUCGUUUAUAUCAUAAAAUCGAUGUGCGUUCGAAGAUGUGGAUGCUUGGCCUGGGGCAACCCGAUUUCAUUCCUCCGCUCACAGAGGCGAUGACCAUUCAAAUGGGCGGUGAUAUUCUUGGGGAGCUAAUCAUUUUCCUCUUAGGAGUUUUUUUCAUAAUGGGAGAAGUCUCCAGACAAGCUAAGAAGGACAAAAAAAAGCAUGAAGACCACCGUAUCCGACGAGUAGAACUAGAAUCGCGAAUAGAAAACUUAACGGAAAAGGUAAAGCGUCAGGAUCUUGAAAUCAAUCAGCUAAAACGUUUGGUUUAGCACUGAACGG